AUGUUUUAUAAUAAGUUUAUUUCUAAAUCUUCCUUGAUUACAAGAAUUCCAAUUUAUGCUAAACAAUCAUUACUUAAAAGACGAUUUCAAAUUCUUUCACCUAUUAACCAAAAAUAUGAUACAUUUGAAAAUUCAGUGAUAAGUAAAGAGAAACCCAUAGUGGGCAUUACAGCCAAAAUGAAUUCAUUUAAAAAAACUUAUUGGAUAGAUGAUUUAAUCAAUCGUGUUAAAGCAAAAUCAACAAUUCCCCUAGGGAAUUCUAAUGACAAUACCGGAAAAAUUCCUAAAAGGGAAUUGAAAGCAAGAAAAAUGACGGAUUCUUAUAUAAAAGAAAUUUUACCAUUUAAAAGUGAUACUGAAUUAUUGGAAGAAUAUGUAAAUCUAUAUGGUAGUAUCAGAAUUGGAAAAAUAUUUGAAAACUUGGAUGUGUUAGCAGUACAAAUUGCUUAUAAACACUGUACUAUUGAAAAGGAACAAUAUUCUGAUUUAACUAUUGUGACAGCUUCACUUGAUAGAUUAGACUUAAUUAAACCCUUAUCUAUAAGCGACAUAAGACUUAGUGGUCAUAUAACUUAUGUUGGUUAUAGUUCCAUGGAAGAAGCUUUAAAAGAUGAAAUUUCCACUGAUGAUCAUAUAAAAGGUGACACGUUAAUGAUGGCAAGAGUUAUUAUGGUAGCAAAAGAUCUAUUUACAGGUCGUUCCGUCCAACAAAAGUUUAGAAGACUUAAAUCUGCUGCUACGGCUCUUUCAAAAUUACCUCCAACAGAAGAAGAAAAACUUAUCAUCCAUGAUUGUUAUCUCGAAUAUUGCAAGUAUGCUGAAAAAACGCCAGAAAAUAUUAAAUGGAUAGAUGAAACAAUCAUGGAAUCGGCUACAUUGAUGCAACCGCAGAAAAGAAAUAUACAUGGCUUCGUAUUUGGUGGAUACUUAAUGAAACUAGCAUUUGAGCUCGCAUUCUCUAAUGCAUCGGUAUUUUUGAAAAGUCGACUGAAAUUUUUGGCUUUAGAUGAAAUAUCAUUUAGAAAACCCGUUCAAAUUGGUUCAAUUCUUAUCAUGACAUCACAAAUAGUUUAUGCGUCCGGUUCACCACAUUAUAGCUUUCAAGUUGCGGUGACUGCGGAUGUAUUAGACAUUGAACAAGAAACUCGCGACAUGACAAAUAUUUUUCAUUUCACUUUUAGUAGUGAUAACUCAGUACGUAAAAUUAUGCCAAAAACGUAUCACGAAUCAAUAAAAUUGAUUGAAGGAAGGAGAAGACGACAAGUUGGUUUGAAAUCGAAAGAUUUAAUUGUUCAGAAUUUGGAACUUCCAAUCAAUUUUCCUAAAUCACAAUAA
This is a messenger RNA of Funneliformis geosporum, 1335 nucleotides long. NCBI's taxonomy places the organism in Eukaryota, Fungi, Glomeromycota, Glomeromycetes, Glomerales, Glomeraceae. The record is from the annotation of a GenBank genome assembly.